This is a messenger RNA of Poecilia latipinna (sailfin molly), 2373 nucleotides long. It is a transcript of the gene drc1, whose product is annotated as dynein regulatory complex subunit 1 homolog (Chlamydomonas). Gene Ontology annotation, biological process: regulation of cilium movement; axonemal dynein complex assembly; cilium-dependent cell motility. Gene Ontology annotation, cellular component: axonemal dynein complex; axoneme. The record is from RefSeq and is a predicted model, not a curated record. The transcript is spliced from 16 exons. Bases 437 to 2308 code for a protein of 623 amino acids. NCBI's taxonomy places the organism in Eukaryota, Metazoa, Chordata, Actinopteri, Cyprinodontiformes, Poeciliidae.
GUCUCAAAACAUAAAAAAAAUGCCGCAGAAGUCGGAACAGGUUUGAAAACAGGUAGAAGAUAGUGAAUUAGUCUGCGAAAUCAUUUCCACAUACUAAUUCAGGUGUCGGAGUUCACACAAAAGCAGCAAUCCUGAAUAUAUCAGAGAAGGACCUGCCUGCUAUAACAGAAAGGGAUGGGACUUGUGAUAUCAACAUUCUUGCACAUUUACGGGGACCUUUAAAUGCAGCACUUGACGCAGUCCGAUACCUCUGUCGCCAUAGAAACAGUUUGCAAACAAACGAGCUGUUCGUUUCUAUUAGAACUGCUUACAUUUUUUUCCAGUAGAUUUCACUUGACGUGUUGUGAAUAAGGAGGAAAUUAUUUUAAACCUUAAAGAGGUACAAGAGCUCCCUGUGUAGUUCGGCGGAAAAGCAGCGAGCAGGCAAAUCUUCAAGAUGGAGGGUAAAGAGGAAAGUAAAUCAAAAGAGGAGCAGGAGAGAGAAAGUGAACAGAGGAUAAAACUUCUGCAGAAAGAUCUGAGUACGAUAGUGACAAACACCCAAAUUGCAUGCGACGCCAAAAUGGUGUUGCAGAGGACACUGCGGGGCAAAGCUCAAGCAAAGAGAGCUGCGAUGCUGGAAAAUGAUUUAAUCUCAAGCCAGGAAAAAUCUGAUGAAAUACUGAGAAGACAAUUUGAGAACUUUAUAAAUCAGAAGGGGGUCUCUGAAGACCUGCAGAAGGCAUUAAAGAAGCAGCAGGAGCUUUAUUCCACUAUUAUAAAUGAUAAGAAAGCCAUCAUAAAUGAGCUUCUGCAGGCGCUCAAGCUCCAAGAUGAUAACUAUGCGAGCACCUUGAGGAAGAAUGCAGAGGAGGUUAAUGUGAUGAUUGCACGGAUGGAGGACCAAAUUAAGCUUAUGACCAAAGUCUACCGGGAGGAGCUUGCCCAGAUUGAGAGUCGUCAUCGGCAGGAAAUAAGCAUCCUGCUUACAAAAGACAAAGAAGAACUGGAUCGAGAACUGAAGAAACUUUGGGACGAAGAGCUCGAGAGGCUAGAUGAGAGGAGAAAGAAAUUGGAGGAAUACAAGAGAGAGGUUCACGAGAUCGGUCAAGAGAGCAAUCACGUCUUCAACGCCUUGGAUUAUGAGAGAUGCUUGAGAAUUCUGGCCCAAGAGAGAGAACAGAAAAAAGUCCAGAACAGCAACUUACCCCUGAAGAUGAAAAGACACUUGUACAUGGAAAAGGAAGAAAUACUUCUUACCACAUUCAGAAGUAUCAAAGGCAGGAUCACCAGGGAGGCGAGAGAGAUAGAAAAGCUGAAGAACAUCUACAUCGACCACCAGAAAAAAUUUGCAAAGCAGAGCAUUGCUUUGACAGAUUAUUCACACUACACCCAGAAGCACGAACGCAUUAAAAACCAAGUCAAGCAUUUUGCUAUUACCGACGCAAAACAUUUUGAGGAGGUGUGGCUGAUGAUUGAAGAAGAGGUAAAGCACUUAGCACAGAGAGCUUUGGCCAUAGACUCGGUGAUCUCCCAGCAGCUCUACGGUUCACCCGAGCAGCAGCCGGUUUUGAACCAACUGCUGCUCUCCAGUCCCUUCCGGCCCUGGAAGACGAGAACAGAGAUAGUCCAGACACAGUUUCCACCGGUGGAGAGUCCGGCUGAAUCUCACACCGAGAUUCUGGAUACGACAGAGAGCACGGAAGAGGAAUUAGCGUUCAUCGACAGCAGCCCCGAGGGCGAGAAGCUGGACGAGGAGACGCAGGAAGAACUGAGGGAGCUGCUGUGUGACGAAACGGACUUCUUGAUUGAAGCCAAGAUCCUGAAGCUUCUGGCUCCUCUGGUGACCCAGGAACAGACCGGAGUAAAGCUGGGAUCCAUCCUUUACACUUUGGGUAUUGACGAAAGGGAUUUGCCUAAGUUGAUGGAUUUCCUGGUGAGUUACACGGAUCAGCAGAAUGAGCAGACCGGGGAUUCACAUAGUGCCAGCGUGACAAGCACUUCGUUGGAUCUCAUCCACCCCAACCACGUCCUUCGUGCUCUGAAAAGCUUUCUUGAGCAACAAAGUUUCAGGACGAGCUCAGCCCAGGAACUUUCCAGACUGUGGCUCGCACACGCGCGGGAUUCUUCCGGGGAUGAAGCGUAUUGGAAUAGCCUAGGCAACAUCAUCCCAGAGGACAGAGUUAAACUGUGGGAUUCCACAUUGAGAAUGCUAAAGCAGUACCACGGUGUGUUGACAGACGUCUCUCAGCUAACCCAGGAGCAGGAGCGUCUGAAGGACGAGAACACAGAGCUGCGCUUGGAAAUCGACAAUUACCUGAGGAAAUGACAUAAUCGACAUGAGUGGUGCAUUGCUGUGAAGCUUAUAUUAAAACAAAGGACUUAUUAACUGAU